UAGAAAAUUAUAAAAUUAAGACAAAACCAAGCUAAAUCUUUUAGAAUUUUUUAAAUAAUGAUACCUUCUACAUAUAGAAAGUCAAGUUGUUAUAAAAAUAAAAUAUAUUUUACCUGUAUUUCUCCAACCUGUCUCGGGAGAGGUUACACAGUAAAUAACCUAUUUACUAAAACAGCAGCAUGCAACGAUAUUUGCAAAUAUUUGAGUGGAAGAAGAGGAAUAUCAUUGGGAAGAAAUGUAGAUAAUGUGACUUCUGUGAAUAUUCAUGAACAAGAAGAUGGAAGUGCUGUGGGAAUUUCUGGGAUCCUUGAAGAAGGUCCGGAGUCGAUAUCCUCGAUGAUCAAUCCUAUUCAAGAAGAUGCUAAUUUUGUAUCAUUGGGAAGAAAUGUAGAUAAUGUGACUUCUUUGAAUAUUCAUGAACAAGAAGAUGGAAGUGCUGUGGGGAUUUCUGGGAUCCUUGAAGAAGGUCCGGAGUCGAUAUUCUCGAUGAUCAAUCCUAUUCAAGAAGAUGCUGAUUUUGAAUCGAUGGGUAGAAAUGAAGAGAUUGUGACUUCUGUGAUUAAUCAUGAACAAGAAGAUGGAGGUGCUGUGGGGAUUUCUGGGAUCCUUGAAGAAGGUCCGGACAUGUUUUACCAUUUUUGGACGAAAGUUUUAUAGAUGAAGAAGUUGUAA
Gordionus sp. m RMFG-2023 is the source of this 672-nucleotide messenger RNA. RefSeq lists its product as uncharacterized. The record is from RefSeq and is a predicted model, not a curated record. The transcript is spliced from 5 exons. NCBI's taxonomy places the organism in Eukaryota, Metazoa, Nematomorpha, Gordioida, Chordodea, Parachordodidae. The coding region runs from base 58 to 657 and encodes 199 amino acids.